Limanda limanda (common dab) is the source of this 2358-nucleotide messenger RNA. RefSeq names its product protocadherin alpha-3-like. Gene Ontology annotation, biological process: homophilic cell-cell adhesion. The record is from RefSeq and is a predicted model, not a curated record. Bases 1 to 2358 code for a protein of 785 amino acids. NCBI's taxonomy places the organism in Eukaryota, Metazoa, Chordata, Actinopteri, Pleuronectiformes, Pleuronectidae. Gene Ontology annotation, cellular component: plasma membrane. Gene Ontology annotation, molecular function: calcium ion binding. The transcript has a single exon.
AUGAAACAAAGAGGAAGGGAUUCAUGGCGACCAUUGCUCGUCAGCUUGGUUCUGCUUUUAUCUGCCAGAGCGACCUCGGCACAGCUGAGAUACUCAAUAUCUGAGGAACUGAAAGAUGGAAGUGUUGUUGGGAAUAUAGCGAAAGAUUUGGGAAUAGACCUGAAUGUAAUGAAGCAGAGAGGAUUCCGUAUUAUGUCUGGCACCAGUGAAGCUCUUUUUAAGGUGAAUGAGAAUGACGGCGUUCUUUAUACGAACCAGAAAAUAGACCGAGAGGAGGUGUGUAAGGAGAGCGCUGCGUGUUUGAUUAACCUUAAAACCGUUCUCGAAAACCCACUGGAAGUUCAUUAUGUCACCGUGGAGAUAACAGAUUUAAACGACCACUGCCCCACAUUUCCGGAGAAUACAAAAAGGCUCGAAAUCUUCGAGUCUGCGUUGCCAGGGGCAAAAUAUCAGCUACAGAAUGCUCACGAUCCGGAUGGUGGCACAAACUCAGUCCAGCAGUAUAAAAUCAGCCAGAACGACCAUUUUCGUUUAGAAAUUAAAGAUCGAGGACGAGAUGGCAAAACUCCAAUUUUACAAUUGCAGAGACAGCUCGACAGAGAGGCCAGAAGCAGCCAUAAAUUGCUGUUGACAGCUAUAGAUGGCGGAAAUCCACCAAAAACAGGCACAGUUGAAAUAUACAUAGAUGUUCUAGAUGUUAAUGAUAAUAUGCCGGUCUUCACAAAGGACACAUAUUCAGUGGUGCUUCAGGAGAAUUCUCCCAUUGGUACAACAGUCAUCAAAGUUAAUGCAACGGAUUUGGACGAAGGCGCCAACGGAGAAGUUGUUUAUUCAUUUGGCAGUGAUGUAAAAGAUCAAAUCCGAGAGCUUUUUGAAAUCGACUCUGUUAAAGGGGAGAUCACUGUGAAAGGUCGUGUAGACUUUGAGGAACAAGACAGUUAUGAUAUCGAUAUACAGGCGUCUGAUAAGGGAAGUAUAACAUUAAGAACAGAUAAAAGUGUUAUUAUUAAAAUUAGAGAUACAAAUGAUAACGUUCCUGAAAUUGAGGUGGCGUCAUUGUCAAAUUCGGUUUCAGAGGACGCUCGACCAGGAACAACCGUAGCGCUUAUCAGCAUUACCGAUUUGGAUUCUGGUGUAAAUGGCAAAAUAAUUAGCUCUGUCGCUGAAGACGGCCCAUUCACAUUAACUCCAUCUAUACAACACAACAUGUUUGCUGUCGUCACUAAAUCGCUGCUGGACAGGGAACAACAAUCAAGUUAUGAUAUUACAAUUAUAGCUAAAGACGCAGGCGAACCAGCCUUGACAUCCGAGAAGACUAUUAGUGUGUUUGUGUCCGAUACGAAUGACAACAGUCCUGUGUUUUCACUGAGCCCCUACACGUUCUACAUCACCGAAAAUAACACCCCGGGAGCCUCUGUGUUUUCUGUGAGAGCGUCUGAUCGCGACGAAGGUGAAAAUGCACUUAUUUCAUAUCAUAUUCUCAGGAAUGCAGGUAGUGAAAAUAGAGUGACAUCGUUUCUUAACAUCAACUCAGAGAACGGAGACAUCGUGGCGCUAAAAAGUUUUGAUUUUGAAGCAGUGAAAAAUUUCCAGUUCCACGUUGUAGGGUCAGAUUCUGGAACUCCGUCACUGAGCAGCAACGUCACAGUGAACGUGUUCAUUCUGGAUCAGAACGACAACGCUCCAGUCAUCCUGUAUCCAGUCAGCUCCAACGGUUCUGCUGCAGGUGUGGAGGAGAUUCCUCGCAAUGUGAAUCCAGGACACUUGGUGACUAAAGUCAGAGCCUAUGACGCUGAUAUAGGAUAUAACGGCUGGUUACUGUUCUCACUGCAGGAAGUUACUGACCACAGUCUCUUUGGUUUGGACCGCUAUACAGGACAAAUCAGAACACUUCGCUCAUUCACAGAGACAGACGAGGCGGAGCACAAACUGCUCAUACUGGUCAAAGACAAUGGGAACGUGUCACUCUCAGCAACAGCUACUGUCACUGUCAAAGUUGUGGAGCCCAAAGAAGCUUUUUCAGCUUCUGAUGUUAAAAGUUCGACAAAAGCAGAGGAGGACAAUAAUGUGACUUUUUACCUGAUGAUAACUGUGGGCUCAGUAUCAGCUCUUUUUCUCGUCAGUAUCAUCGUGCUGAUUUCAAUGCAGUGCUCAAAGUCCACAGACUACACUUCUAAAUAUCUACCAGAGCCUAAUUAUGAUGGGACACUGUGUCACAGCAUCCAGUACAGAUCUGGAGACAAACGCUACAUGUUAGUUGGACCCAGGAUGAGUAUAGGAUCUACUAUAGCCCCAGGAAGCCAUGCCAACACACUAAUGCUGCCUGACAGGAGAGGUACAUCUGGAGAGGUAAGAUAG